Molecule: messenger RNA, 1107 nt
Organism: Saimiri boliviensis boliviensis (Bolivian squirrel monkey)
Lineage: Eukaryota; Metazoa; Chordata; Mammalia; Primates; Cebidae
Source: RefSeq, a predicted model, not a curated record
AUGGCUCCCAAACUCAUCGCCGUCCUGUGUCUGGGAUUGUGCCUGGGCCAGAAGAUGUGCACACAGGCGGGUGCUCCCGACAAGCUCUCGCUGUCAGCCCGGCCGAGCCCUGUGGUUCCCCUGGGAGGACGUGUGACUCUCUCCUGUGAUUCUCCUCUUCGGUUUGUCACAUUCACAAUAUACAAAACAUCUGGGACCCAGGACCGUGAGUUGCACACUGGUCAUUCCAGCAACUUCACCAUCAGCCCCGUGACCCCAGGACACGCAGGGACCUACAGAUGUUCUGGAUCUUUCAGCCACACCUCACAGUGGUCAGCUCACAGCAAGUCCCUGACGAUCGUGGUCACAGGUGCGUUCAGAAAACCCUCCAUCUCAGCACACCCAAGCGCCCUGGUGGCUGCGGGAGCCAGGGUGACCGUGCGCUGUCACUCGGAGCUGGCAUUUGAUGACUUUAUCUUAUACAAAGAGGGGCACACACAGCAUUCCCAGGAGCUCGACGAGGGGAUGGAGGCUGGGACUCACUACGUCGAGGCUGUCUUCCGCCUGGGUCCCGUGACGCCGGCCCACACGGGAGCCUACAGAUGCUGUGGUUCUUUCAGUCACUCCCGCUAUGAGUGCUCGGCUCCCAGUGACCCCCUGGAGAUUGUGAUCACAGGAAAACACAAAAAGCCUUCUCUCUCCACCCAGGUGGGCCCCAUGAUGGGGCUGGGAGAGAACGUGACGUUAUUCUGCAUCUCUGAAAUCUCAUUUGACCGGUACCAUCUGUGGAGAGAGGGGGCUCCUCAUUGCCAGUGGCUCAGUGGAGGGCAGAGACACGGGGGAGCGUUCCAGGCCAACUUUUCCAUGGGCCUCGCGACGCCAGCCCAUGGCGGGACCUAUAGAUGCUACGGUUCUUUCAAUGCCUCCCCGUAUGAGUGGCGGCCCCCAGUGAGCCCCUGCACCUUUCCGUCACAGGAAUCCCUCAGAGUACUUUCCUGUCACCCAUGGAGCCGACCCCUGAAACUGGUGAGCAAAGAAUUCUUCACCCUCGUUUGUGAAUCGCUGGGGAUUCCCUCUCCUUCUGCACCUGCGAUCUUUAUGGAAGUGGUUGUUUCCAGAGGAGCUUGA